Molecule: messenger RNA, 3401 nt
Organism: Microtus ochrogaster (prairie vole)
Lineage: Eukaryota; Metazoa; Chordata; Mammalia; Rodentia; Cricetidae
Gene: Tmc5
Product: transmembrane channel like 5
Cellular component (GO): plasma membrane
Molecular function (GO): mechanosensitive monoatomic ion channel activity
Source: RefSeq, a predicted model, not a curated record
CUCUACGUCAUCAUGUCUUCCUUUCACGGGAAUAGCAGCUAUGAGGGCCAUGCUGACCACCCUGGCUAUUCAAGUUCCCAAAACCGUACACAGAGCUAUUUGAAAACUCAGGAUCAUCUAGACAAUCCAAGCUUCCACCAUCCCAGGAGCAACCCAUAUUCUUCAGGCUUCAGAACAAAUCCAGACUACCCCAGCCCUCUAGCGGAAGCAGAUUAUCCUGGAUCUCCGAGCAGUGCAGACUACCGCAGCGCCAGGGGUCCUUCAUUCUCUGCGCAUUCCAGAACAAGGCCAGACUAUCACGAGUCUUUACCUGAGCCAGACUAUAAUGACUUCCGGAGCGAUCCCUACCGCACAGGCUCAUCCCCAGAGCCUGACUACCCCGAGUCUCAGCGCCAUCCUGGUUUUGCGAGAGACAGAAGCAGCAACAACAAUGCAGGUUCCAGAGCCAACCUAGGUUAUUUGGGGUCCUUGGAAGAACCAGACUACCCUGGAGCUCAGGGCAGCUUUGAUCAUCCUGGCCCCAGGGCCAGUUCCAACCUGCCAGGCUCCAGAAGAGAUGUUGGUCACGCUAACUCCGGAAGCAAUUCUUACCUAGACACCUUUGGGGAACCUGAUUACCCAGGUGCUGAGAAUCAGCCAAACUCGCCCCACUUUUAUGGAGAACCAGACUAUCCUGGUGCCGAGGGCUCAAAGAAUGUUUCAGACUUUUGGGGAGAACCUGAUUAUCCAGGUGCUGAGGAAGAUCAUGGUUAUGGCUCUUCCAAAGUCAUCAGGAGGAGUAAUGGCCCCUUUGGCAUGCUAGGGAGAGAGAAUGAAGAUUAUCCUGAAGGCAUUGAGAUGGCACCCAUGGAGAUGGCAGGUUGGCAGGGCCACUCUCUGCCAGGUGAUCCUAGAAAUGGCUAUGUGAAUCCUGCUUAUGAGAGAGGAAGCAGCCCUAUCUGUGCAGAUGGAAACCUGCUGCUGUGUGAGCGUGACUGGCACAUGUCACCCCAAGGACAAAAACUAAUUGCAUCCCUGGUUCCCAUGACAUCUAGGGACAGAAUCAAAACCAUCAGAAACCAGCCAAGGACCAUGGAAGAGAAGAGAGAGCUUAGAAAAAUAGUUGACAAAGAGAAGAGUAAACAGCGCCAUGGUGCCCUGGAGAUCAACUGCUGUGCUCAGUGUCUGAGCUCCCUAUCCCUGGCUUACCGCAGAACCAGGAGCAACCUUUCAGAGCUCCUCGAUUACGUCAGCUUGUGGCAGAAGACAUUCAAGGUCAUCGGAGGCAAGUUUGGAACCAGCGUCCUGUCCUAUUUCAGCUUCCUGAGGUGGCUUUUGAAGUUCAACAUCUUCUCAUUUGUCAUGAACUUCAGCUUCCUCAUCAUCCCGCAGUUUACCGUGGCCGAGAGGAACAUCCACCACUUCACUGGGUUGGAGUUCUUCACAGGUGCGGGCUAUUUUACGGACACAGUGAUGUACUAUGGCUUUUACACCAACUCCACAAUCCAGCAUCGGACGGGUGGACCGUAUUACAACAUGCAGUUGGCCUACAUCUUCACCAUCGGAGCCUGCCUGGUCAUCUGCUUCUUCAGUCUGCUCUUCAGCAUGGCCAAGUACUUCCGGAACAACUUCAUCAACCCCCAUAUUUACUCCAGAGGGAUUGCUAAGCUUGUCUUCUGCUGGGACUUCACUGUCACCCAUGAAAAAGCUGUGAAGCUAAAACAGAAGAAUCUGAGCACAGAGAUCAGGGAGAAUCUGUCUGAGAUCCGCCAGGAGAACGACAGGCUCACGUUCAACCAGCAGCUGACCCGCUUUUCCACUCAUGUAGCCGCCUGGCUCGUCUCUACCGGAGUGGCUGCAGCCUGCUGUGUAGCUGUGUACUACUUGGCUGAGUAUAACUCUGAGUUCUUGAAGACGCACAGGAACCCUGGGGCGGUGCUGUUACUGCCAUUUGUCGUAUCCUGCAUCAACCUGGUCGUGCCUCGCUUCUACUCCAUGUUCCGCCUAGUGGAGAGGUUCGAGGUACCAAGGCAGGAAGUCUACGUCCUCCUCAUCCGAAACAUCCUUCUGAAGAUCUCCAUUGUUGGAAUUCUUUGUUACUAUUGGCUCAACAUCGUGGCCCUGUCAGACGAAGAGUGCUGGGAGACCUUCAUUGGCCAGGACAUCUACCGGCUCCUUCUCAUGGACUUCGUGUUCUCAUUGGCCGAUUCCUUACUGGGAGAGUUUCUGAGGAGGCUCAUUGGGACGAGAUUCAUCACAAGUCUCAGCUUACAGGAGUUUGACAUUGCCAGGAAUGUUCUAGAACUGAUCUACGCACAAACUCUGGCCUGGCUUGGAAUUUUCUUCUGCCCACUGCUGCCGUUUAUCCAAAUGAUCACUCUCAUCAUCAUGUUCUAUGUCAAAAAUGUCAGCUUGAUGAUGAACUUCCAACCUCCAAGCAAGGCCUGGCGGGCCUCACAGAUGAUAACGUUCUUCAUCUUCUUGCUCUUCUUCCCUUCCUUCACGGGAGUGCUGUGCACCCUGGCCAUCACCAUCUGGAGACUGAAACCUUCCGCAGACUGUGGUCCCUUCCGAGGUCUGCCUUCCUUCAUUCAGUCCGUCUACAGCUGGAUCGAUACCCUACACCAAAAGUCUGGCUACCAGUGGGUCGGCUGGAUCUACCACAACCUUAUCGGAAGUGUGCACUUCUUUUUCAUCCUCACCCUCAUCGUGCUGAUCAUCACCUAUCUUUACUGGCAGAUCACAGAGGGCAGAAAGAUCAUGAUCCGGCUGCUCCAUGAACAGAUCAUCAACGAGGGUAAAGAUAAGAUGUUCCUGAUAGAAAAGUUGACCAAGCUGCAGGAUAUGGAGAAGAGAGCCAACCCCAGUGCACUGAUCCUGGAAAGGAGAGAGGUGGAGCAACACAACCCUUUGUAUUUGGAGGACCUCAGCGCUGCUCAUGAGUUGCGAAUGAGGCGAUCAGUGCAAGAAGAGAAUCCAGAAGUCUGAUGACGACUGUGUGUUGAUGGCAGCCAGAUGGCAGUCAAAACAAGAAAGACGAUAAAAACAAAUGGGACAGCCUCCCUGACGGCUGGACCUCGGGAGCUUCUCAGGAGUGGAAUCUAAGCCUGAGCCAAGAGGACUCUGACCCACAGUGCAGAUGGCUCUAUAAAACAGGGCACACUUACUUCUCUUCCAACGAGGACUGCUGAUUUUUUUCCUCCAAAACAAAGUACUUGAAAUUUUCUAAUUAAAACUAUUAAAAUAUUGGGAUUAUCCCACAAACACCUGGGAAGAGGUAGCCUGCAAAUAUUGCACUUUUAUCUUUAAGAAAUAUGCAUCUGCAUGAUAGAGCCUGUAAGAAUCUCUCUUCCUAGACCUGGCAAUGGUUUAAAAACUGGUGCUCAGAAAAAUGGUCCACAGUGAAUAAAAAUGUGAUCCUU